AUAAUUGCGAUGAAAGAUGGUAACAUCCAGAGAGAAGGAACACUCAAGGACAUUCAGAAAUCGGAGACUGAGCUCUUUGAACACUGGAAGACGUUAAUGAAUCGACAAGACCAAGAGCUGGAGAAGGAGACUAUUAUUGAAAGAAAAACAGUUUUGGAAAGAACAAAUCUCCGGAGGACUAUGUAUUCCCGUGAAGCUCUGCUGACGGAUGAUGAAGAGGAUGAAGAAGAAGUAACAGAAAGCGAUGAUGAAGACAACCUGUCUUCAGUGCUGCACCAGAGAGCAAAGAUGCCCUGGAGAGCCUGCGGCAAGUACCUCAGCGCGGCAGGAAUCCUCCUCCUGCCGCUGCUGGUGUUGUCCCAGCUGCUGAAGCACACGGUGAUGGUGGCCAUCGACUACUGCCUGGCGCGCUGGACCUCGGAAGCCAUUUCUGGGAAUACAGAGCUAGAGCUGAAAAACUGCUCGCACUGUGAGGAUUUCAACCAUUCUCCAUAUUCAAAGGUUUUCAGCAUUCUCUGCUGUCUCGGGAUUGUAUUAUGUCUCGUCACAUCAAUAGCAGUGGAGUGGACUGGUUUGAAAGUCACCAAAAAGCUACACUCUUCUCUACUGAAUAAAAUUAUUUUGGCUCCAAUGAGGUUUUUUGAAACAACACCUCUGGGAAGUAUAUUGAACAGAUUUUCAGCUGACUGCAAUACCAUUGAUCAGCACAUUCCGGCCACCCUGGAGUGCUUGAGUCGUUCCACUUUGCUGUGUGUAUCUGCGCUUGCUGUCAUCUCAUACGUCACACCCAUGUUUCUGAUUGCCCUGGUUCCCCUCGCAAUCAUGUGUUACUUCAUCCAGAAGUACUUCCGAGUCGCAUCACGGGACUUGCAGCAGCUGGAUGACAGCACUCAGCUACCGUUACUCUCCCAUUUUUCAGAGACUGUUGAAGGUCUUACCACCAUCCGAGCCUUCAGAUAUGAAGCCAAAUUUCGACAAAAACUUCUUGAAUACACGGAUUCCAACAACAUCGCUUCCCUUUUCCUUACAGCUGCCAAUCGCUGGCUGGAAGUCCGCAUGGAGUACAUUGGAGCAUGUGUGGUACUCAUAGCAGCUGUCACUUCUAUUACCAGUUGCCUGUAUAAUAAACUCUCUUCAGGACUUGUAGGCUUGGGACUAACCUAUGCUCUUAUGGUGUCUAACUAUCUGAAUUGGAUGGUUCGUAACCUGGCUGACAUGGAGAUCCAGCUGGGUGCGGUGAAAAGAAUCAAUGGCCUUCUCAAAACAGAAGCUGAAAAUUACGAAGGGCUCCUUUCUUCCUCACAGAUUCCCCAGAACUGGCCAGACAGAGGGGAGAUCCAAAUCCAGAACCUCAGCGUCCGAUAUGACAGCAACUUAAAGCCAGUGCUAAAGCAUGUCAACGCCCACAUCUCUCCAGGACAAAAGAUUGGGAUCUGCGGCCGAACAGGCAGUGGAAAAUCCUCCUUCUCUCUUGCAUUUUUCAGAAUGGUUGACACCUUUGAGGGAAGGAUUAUCAUUGAUGGUAUAGAUAUUGCUAAGCUCCCCUUACAGACGUUGAGAUCCAGACUGUCAAUCAUUCUCCAAGAUCCUAUUUUGUUCAGCGGAACAAUCCGGUUUAACUUGGACCCUGAGAAGAAGUGCACUGACAGCAUGCUGUGGGAAGCACUGGAAAUAGCACAGCUCAAGCAUGUGGUGAAAGCACUGCCUGGGGGCCUAGAUGCCAUAGUCACAGAAGGAGGUGAAAACUUUAGCCAGGGCCAAAGACAGCUGUUCUGCCUAGCAAGGGCUUUUGUGCGGAAGACGAGCAUCUUCAUCAUGGAUGAAGCCACAGCAUCUAUUGACAUGGCAACGGAGAACAUACUCCAGAAGGUGGUCAUGACUGCGUUUGCUGACCGUACGGUGGUUACCAUAGCACACCGCGUGCACACGAUCCUCAAUGCAGAUUUGGUUAUUGUAAUGAAGAGAGGGGUUAUUUUGGAAUAUGACAAACCUGAGGUUCUGCUAGAACAGGAAGACAGUGUCUUUGCUUCUUUUGUACAAGCAGAUAAGUAAUAAAAAUAAAUGAAGCAUUUUAAAGUACAACUGUAUUAUUUUCUAAAAAUGUAAAAUAUCUGUAAAUAAAUACUAUUUCAUAAUAAAU
Molecule: messenger RNA, 2140 nt
Organism: Eurypyga helias (sunbittern)
Lineage: Eukaryota; Metazoa; Chordata; Aves; Eurypygiformes; Eurypygidae
Product: ATP-binding cassette sub-family C member 8-like
Exons: 17
Biological process (GO): transmembrane transport
Cellular component (GO): membrane
Molecular function (GO): ATP binding; ABC-type transporter activity; ATP hydrolysis activity
Source: RefSeq, a predicted model, not a curated record